Messenger RNA from Apis cerana (Asiatic honeybee), 1834 nucleotides. Its product is annotated as putative dimethyladenosine transferase. Gene Ontology annotation, cellular component: nucleolus. The record is from RefSeq and is a predicted model, not a curated record. Gene Ontology annotation, biological process: rRNA methylation. Lineage: Eukaryota; Metazoa; Arthropoda; Insecta; Hymenoptera; Apidae. Gene Ontology annotation, molecular function: rRNA (adenine-N6,N6-)-dimethyltransferase activity.
UUUUGUUUCAUUUGUGACACUUUAGAGAUGGCGCUGAUUUUUUAUUCUAUCUCUGUCUUCAUUUUAUUAUUUAUUCUUUUAAAGUAAAUAUAAAUAUUUUAUCUUGUACUUCGUUUUUGAUUACACUAUUGAAACAAAAUAAUUCUUUUGAAUAUUAUAUAAAUAAAAUGCCGAAAGUACGUUCACAGAAAACAACUCGUGUUCAUAAAGAAGUUGUAAAACAAGGAAUUUUAUUUAAUACGGAUAUUGGACAACACAUUUUAAAGAAUCCACUUGUUAUUCAAAGUAUGGUUGAAAAAGCAGCAGUUAGACCAACAGAUGUUGUAUUAGAAAUAGGUCCAGGUACUGGUAAUAUGACAAUAAAAUUAUUAGAUAAAGCUAAAAAAGUAAUCGCAUGUGAAUUGGAUACUCGAAUGGUAGCUGAAUUACAGAAACGUGUACAAGGCACAUCCUAUCAAUCAAAAUUGCAAAUUAUGAUAGGUGAUAUCCUAAAAACAGACUUACCAUUUUUUGAUUUAUGUGUUGCUAAUAUACCAUACCAAAUAUCAUCACCUUUAGUAUUUAAAUUACUUUUACAUAGACCAAUAUUUAGAUGUGCUAUACUUAUGUUUCAAAGGGAAUUUGCUGAACGUUUAGUAGCAAAACCAGGUGAUAAAUUAUAUUGUCGUUUAAGUAUAAAUACUCAAUUGUUAGCACGUGUGGAUUUGCUUAUGAAAGUAGGAAAAAAUAAUUUUAGACCACCACCAAAAGUAGAAUCAAAUGUAGUUAGAAUAGAACCACGUAAUCCACCACCUCCAAUUAAUUAUCAAGAAUGGGAUGGUUUAACACGAAUUGCAUUUGUCAGAAAAAAUAAAACACUUUCUGCUGCAUUCAAACAAACUACAGUUUUAACAAUGUUAGAAAAAAAUUACAAACUUCAUUGUAGUUUGAAUAAUAAGAUAAUUACAGAAGGAUUUAACAUCAAAGACAUGAUAAAUGAUAUUUUACAAAAAGCAGAUGCUGAAAAUAAACGUGCAAGAACUAUGGAUAUAGAUGAUUUUAUCAGCCUUUUACAUGCAUUUAAUGCAAAAGGAGUGCAUUUCAUAUAAUUCAAAAAUGUAAAUAAUGCAAAAAAAUUUAUAUUAUAAAUUAAGAAAAAUAUACGAUAGAAAAAAAAUUUUUUUUUUGAUUAAUUUUAAAUGUAUUAUAUUCAUAUUUUAUAAUUAUAUAUUAUAUGUCAAAAUGUACAAUAACUUAAGAAAAAAAAUGAAAACUAAAAUAAUUUCUUAUAAACUAAUUAUUAUAUGAUUUAUACAUAACAUAUAUAAUUUUACAUAUAGCAAUUACUCUAAGUCUACAUAUUUUUACAAAAAAUGAUAUCUGUGUAAAAUUUUAAUUAAAUUAUUAAUUUAUAACAUACAAAUAUAUUUACAAAUAUUCUUUGGGAAUCAAAAUCGUAGGGAAAUAUAACGAAUUUUGUUGUACCUUAAUGAAGGUAAUAAUGAUACAUGCAUAUAUACAUGCAUAUAUUCAUGUAUACAUGUAUUUAUAGAAUUUUUACUUUCUUUCUCAUAUUAUCCAGAAUUUAAAAUAAACAUUAUGAUUGAAUUUGGUUAUUUUUUUUACGUGAUUAAUUUAUACAGUAGAUAAAAUUAUAAAUAAAAUCUAUGACACUUUAAUAUUUUAUACAUAAUUUCCAUAUAUUUUACAACACAUGUGGAAGCCAUUUUUAUUUAAAAAAUAAAGAAAUGAAACAAUUAUUAAUAUUUUAUAUAAUGCAAUAUGUUUCUAAAUAUUAUAUUCAUUUUCUUAUAAUUAUAAAGAAAUAUUGAUAAUAAAUCAUAAAAAUUAACAU